CCUCCGCCUUGCUUCCACGUCGCCUUCUCUUGCAACUCAGGGUACAGCUGAACCUUUUCGACAAUUCUUCCCCGUGCGAGUUCCCGCGAGUCGUCGUCGCCCCUCCCAGAAAAAGCCGGCGGCGGGCGGUGACUUCCUGUCUUCUCUCGCGAAACGAGUCCUGUUCGCGAGCCUCCGAGGCGAAGUUUAGGCGCAGCUGAAAUGCAUCGGGGUGGACAGGCGAGAGAGACGCCGCGUGGAGCAGUAUUUUCAGCUGCAAGUCGAAGUCGCGCAAUCCCGAGGCGUGGAGAAGUCGAGAGGGAGCCACUGCGCGAAAAAGAACUGCGAAAGAACAAAGCAGCAGCUGCUGCGGAGAGAGGCGGCGCGCGGAAUGCGACGAGGAAACUUGAAAAUGACCUGGGGAAUGUCUCUCUGAAAAGUCAUACACACGCAGGAAAGUAAAACGCAGAUAGCUUCGACAAACAUCAAAACGCGGGUCACACCAAAACCAGUCGACCUGAGCACUCUGCAGCGAGGACUUGCUUCUGCCUCUGGCUGCAACUGAGGAAGAAAACCGUGGAACCACAGGGAGACACACUUCCAACAUUGUGGCGUCGCUAGGCGGCGUCGUUCUUUUUCGACGGACUGUUUGCUGAAGAGUGGACGGUAUUGUUUAGACAUUUGUCGCGGUAUUGUCUUCCUGUUUCUUCACUUUAGAGAUUGAAUGGUAGGACAGUUUCGAUCGGAUACACGCGAGAAAGCGCGAGAGAUCCCCAAAGAAGGGGGGAGACACACGACUGCUUCUGCAGGUGCAAUGCGAUGCUGUGGCAACGCGGUGCCGUUCGAAACUUUUUUUCGCAAUUUGUUAGAAGCCGUCUUCACAUUCGCUACAUUUUAUCACGCAAAAGCGGGGAGGAAAAAGAUGGAAAACGCGACCGACGCUUCCCGAAGGUCUGGCGAGCGCGUGACGCUGGAACCGAGAUGUACGUUCACCAGCCAGAAAGAGAGUUCCUGCUCAACGAACGCGACAGUCCAGAUCUGAUGUCCCUCCCAUUCGUUCUGGCGGAAUCGUCGGACUUCUCGUUCCUCCUGCUCUCCCUCCUUUCUCCUGGACCUCGUCACUUCGGAGUCGUUUCUCGGCAAUUUCUCCUCUCUCCCCUGUAGUCCGUUGCUGAUUUGCUACGCCGUUGUCCUCAUUCCGCGUCUUUUGCGUCAAUACGGCUGCGUCCUCCCCCUCCCGCCCGGUGUUUCUUGCUUCCCUCUGUCACUAUGGCACUGCCGUCGACCCCCGCUGUCGACCGCUCUGUUCUCCCCUUGAACGGCCUGUCUCCCGUCCAGGAAGAGUCUUCCUCCGGUCCGUUUCCUGUCGACUCCUGCGACCGCGUUUUCGGUCUCCCUACGAACUCCUUCGCCUCUGUUCUGCGGCGCGUCUCUUCCUUUGCGUCGCAGCCGGCGCUGUCUCUCCCCUCGGCCUUCUUCUCUCCCUCUCUGCGCGGCUCGCCUUCUCACUCGUCCACACCUGCAGCGGCCUCCUUCCGUCAAGCUGCGCUCUGCUGUGUGUCCACCGGGUGCUACAUCUUCCUUCUCGGCGCCUCCCUCCAGCCUUCUGUCUUUCCUCUCUUUCUUCUCGACCAGGCUGACGACGCGGGGCAACUCACCUCCGCAGACGCCGUCUCUGUCUCCUCGCCUCCUUCUUCGCUGCUUCCUCUCUGCGUCGCUCUCUUCUGCUCCUGUGCACCCUUUGCUCUGCUGUUUCCUCUCGCUGUCGUCUGGCUGUUUAACGCUGCAUGCGCGGGCCUCGCGGCUCUUCACCUGCGUCGGAAGCAAGGGGGGGUCGUCGUUGCCGCAACUCUCUUAGAUGUCCGGUUUCCACGUUCUUCUCGCUCUGCGGCGGAAGAGCCAGGAUCCCCAGAUGCAGCCUGUCUUGCCCUUCCUCCUCUCUGGGCGAAGGAAGCCUCCAAAUUCGCGUGGACAGACGAAACAGGAGGCCCCCCAGUCCUGCGCGACAACCACGACCGACGGGAUGUCUCUCUCGUAUCGGCUUCCACGGAAGGAGGACUCGCCAGCAUGUACGCACCUCCUGAUGUAAAUCAACAGACACAACGAAUGUCCUCAGACUACUUCGCAAAGCCAUCUUCCUCUUCUUCCGCUUCUUCCUCUUCUUCCUCUUCGUCCUCUUCUUCCUCUUCUUCCUCUUCUUCUUCCUCGUCUCGUCAGCCAGAGUUCGUCGUCCGUUCAAGAGAGUCUCCUCUGACCCUCGCGGCGGCCGCGCCGCCUGAUGCUAAGAGUCGAGAUGAGGCGAUUCGCCUCGCUGGAGUCUCUUCAAAGCGCAGGGCAGAUGGCGAAGGCGAGAGAGAGUUCAGAGACUCGCCUUCAAGUCGGAGGGGAGAAGAAGGCAGAGCGACGGAGGGCGCGAACGAAUGCCAUCCGCUGGUCCAGCUCACCACGUCAUUCGAAGGAUCGACGGUUCCGCCAGGAGAUCGGGGACCUUCCUUCUUCGGGCAAGGAAAUGGCUGCAGCGUCUCGUCACUCGUCAGAAGUCGACAGGGCAGUGUCGUCGGCGUCGACUCCCUUGCUUCGCUGUCCGAGAGUGACUUCGACGGCGCCUCCCUCCUCGUGUCUCUCGGCGUUCCUUCGCAGCAUUCGCCGGGGAGUCGAGAGCUUCGCCCAGGACGCGCGAACUGUGGAGACAAACUGAAUUUCAAACGCAGCUCCAGACGACGCGCAUCCAGAGAAGACUCUGAGCCGCGCGUUCCAGAACCUCCUGGGCUGGUCUUUCUCCGCUUCUGUUGGACGGCUGCGGCAGCGGGUGCGCGUCGCUUCUCACGGCAUCUCGCGUCCUGGUGCAGGUGCUUCUCGAGAACGGUUUCUGGCCCUCUGGCUAGACGCUUGGUUUCUCUCUCUGGGGUUUCACUGGCUGUGUGCGGCAGCGUCUUUGCGUGUCUGCACGAGCUUCUGCUUCUUCUCGCGUUUCGAGUGGAAGGCGCGAAACGCGUGGAGAUGUGGACGGCGCUCGCAUCGGUUUCCUAUGCAGAACUUCCCUUUCUGCUGCUUGUUGGAUCCUGCCUGCGAUGGUGGCGCCCUUGUCUCUCAUGCUCUCGAACACUCGGCGUUUCUCUUCUCCUCUGUGCAAACGUUCUACUCUGCUUCUCUCCCUUGUCGCUUUCGCCUCUGCCGCGGGCCAGCGUCGCCGACCUCGCUCGCCUUCUCUCCAACUCCUCUGCUUCUCUGACUUCCUUCACUUCUUCUCCCUUCGCCGGUCGACUUCCUGCGUCUCCACUGUCGUCAUCGAUCUCCGACGACGCCUUUUUCCUCCCUCGUGCUCCCACCGCGAUCUCGGAGUCUCCCCUUCCUUCGUCCUUGUGGAAUUAUGAGUUUCAGUCUUCGCCUUCCGCCGGAUUCACUCUGACUUCCGCAGCCGGUCUAGCUAUCUCUCGGGAUGGAACGUCUCUGACUUCGACACUGCCUCCUCCGUCUUCUUUCUCGCUACGUUCAAGCCCACUCACUGUCUCCUCUGUCUCCUCCUCUUCCUCUCCUUCUUCCUCUCAGUCAUCCUCUCUCUCUUCUUCUCCCUCUGCUCCUGUCUCCUCUUCUUCUCCUCCCCCCUCUCCUGUCUCCUCUUCUCCUCCCCCCUCUCCUGUCUCCUCUUCUUCUACUCCCUCUUCUCCUGUCUCUUCUUCUUUCUCUAUCUCCCCUUCUUCGCCUUUCCCCUCGGUUUCCUCUCCUGCGUCCUCUGUUUCUUCUCUGUCGUCUUCGUCUUCAGUUGCUAUGCCUGAGAAAAGCUCGUCGUCGUCUCCGGAUUCUUUGCUCGAUUCUGGAAAGUCUCCGAGAGGCGCAAUCGUUCCGCCUGCGACGCUGCCCUCACCCGAGGCUCUCACAACCGACUUCGUCGAGGCGUACGAUUGGCAGAAAAACGAGAAAACGAAGUCACGAAUCUCUUCUCCAGAAACGUCAGAGGCCGCCCCAGGUCUGAAGCCGUCGCGUAAAAACGGGGAAAAAAGACGAGACGGUGAAGCGUCCUCGCACUCUCAGUUGGCGACAAAAAAAGACUCCGGCACCGGGCCUGCGGAGAUGCACGCAGCGGCGAUGUUGUUUGCUCUCGGCGCCUUGUUCGCCUCUCUCGUAUCGAGUCUUUCGCUGGCUCUGGCGAUUCACACAGGCCUCUCCGUUUUAACGGCGUGCAUUCUUCGAUUCUUUACUCAGGGCGUUAUGGGGUGUCUAGGCAUUGUCUACGGCGUAGCCUGGGGUCACUGGGUAGACCGUGAAGGCUUGGCGUCUGCGAUGCCUCCGUCAUCCCCGCUCGCCGCGGCAGCUGCGUGCGUCGGUGCAUGCAUUUUCGGCCUUUUGGCCACUGUUUCGUUCUUCAAGAGUGCCUCGCUUCCGGUCCUGCCCUUGAGCAGCGGCAUUCGUGGCGGGUGCUGGGCGAUUGUCGCGCUGCUCGCUCUGGGCCUCCACCACGCACCGUUGCCGAGGCCUGUCGUCCUUCUCCUUCUCUUGGCGUUGACUGGAUCCCUGCUUUUUGGAUGGAGUUGCAUGCGCAUGGAGUUCUCCAUCGCGAACACACCCGCGCCCGAUGAAGCCGGGGAGUCGACGCCGCGGAUCUUCCGGCUUCCCGCGUCGGACAAGGCGUUCGCGACCUCUCUCUGUGAAGGCCUGUUGCCCGCCAAGGGUGCAGCGUCUGAGCGGGAUAGGAGAGGAAGCGCAGAGCGGUCGACGAGAGCAGACGGAGGACGGGAGACCGGCGACUGGGACCGAGACGAGAGCCCAGGGUGGUAUCGUCGAGGCCGCGCCGAAGAACACAGAGAGAGUGUGGGCGAACAGUACUGCGCUCACGAGGAUGACAGUAUCGGCCCUUUGCCCGCGCGCUGUGACACAUGCGGAGAGGAUCUCCAGGUGGAAGCUCUCUUGGAGAGAAGCCGGUCGCGGGUACCAGUCGGCUAUUCGGGAGAAUUCGGGCGUUUUGAUGUUCUAGGUGAAAGUGUGGGAUGCGAGGCCGUGGAGAGCGAGUGUCGAGUCUGCGCCCACGACGACCAGUGAGUCGCAUGUGCAGAAGCAGCUGAAGAAGGCUUUUCAGUUCAAGAAAAGGUUGGCGCGAUGCGCUUGCGACGCCGGAGGUGGUCAAGCCGGUCUCCUGGAAACGGAGGACGCGUGCGAUGAAAAACGGAAGUCCACAGAGGAACGAACUCCGUGCCAGGACUGAAACUGGAUCGUGAAAAAAGGGCGUCAGGCCAAUAGGGGUGUAUAUGUGUAGAGAGAGAGAUUCGUAUGAAAGGGCAACGUGUUUGUUUGCUCAUGGCUGUUUUCUGUGUCUUGGUGUUUGUCUGCUUGUCGUUGAGGUAACGCCUGUAAUUUUGAUCUUCACGGCAGUUGAAGCCUAGUCAGCCUUGAGGUAGAAGAUCCACGGAGGGAUGCCGUCGGCAGUGACGAUGAGGCGUCCUGUGUGAAAACGCAGACGAAUAUCGCAGAAAGGCGAGGGAUUGCAUCAGACAAGCUGUAUCCAGUUUUCCCCGGCGAGCUCAGCACUGGCGGAUAGUUGCCGAGUGUUUGAUGAGCUAGCAGAACUUCAGAGCCGGAAACAGGACGCCUGCGGCGCACCCUGUGGAACCCCCGUGAGCCCCGACCUGCUCUCGCCACGGACUGACACCCACAGAAAAGAGAAGCGAACGAGACAGGAAGACGCAAGCCGCUGUGGCAACUGGAGUGCGAGCUCGCACAGGCGGCAGAAACCUCCAGUUGCCGACGGACGCUCACUCCUCGCACACCCAGACUGGAAAACGAGACCCUCCAGGACCCCCCGUCGCUCUCUCGGGGGUCGCCUGCCUCACAUGCUUCGUUUCUGUCAAACGCGACACGGACUCAGCCUAGCCGCUAAAAGGCCGCUUCGCCUUUCACGCCCAGAGAGAAACGAGAAAUGAUCACAGACGACUUCUUUUUCCACAGAAGUCUGACGAGUGUAGUCUCUCCCGCGAGAGUGAAGAGCGGGCGCGCGCCACCACACGGAACGAGGCUUUCCUCGGUAUGUCCUCCAGGGAUGUCGAGCGAAUUAUCUUCGGCAGUUCCUCACCUGCAUCGCGCGCGUCGGGCUUCACCUGAACGCUGAUCGUAGUCGAUUUCCUUGCCUCGAGUUUCACCACUUUCUUCUCCACAGAGAAACACGGCCGGUCGACCUGGCGCCGCGAAGGACAGAGAGAGGAUUUUCCAGUUACAGAAACCGCUUUGGUAGAAAAAAGACUUGCGACCUUCGGAGCGAAGCGCUCGCAUGCCGUUCGGCUGGACGUCAGUUAGGCGAGGAGACCCAUGCGCAGUCUUUCAACGAACGAAGGAGUGGCAACGUAUCCACUUAGGUCCACCUUCCUACGAAACGCGUUUCCCCAAAUAUUUACACACCCUGCUGCAGUAUCACAGAUUUGUUUUUGACCAUGUUCGGGUCUGCGAACGUGUCAAUAUUGUUCACGCG
Toxoplasma gondii ME49 is the source of this 6436-nucleotide messenger RNA. RefSeq lists its product as hypothetical. NCBI's taxonomy places the organism in Eukaryota, Apicomplexa, Conoidasida, Eucoccidiorida, Sarcocystidae. The coding region runs from base 1249 to 5016 and encodes 1255 amino acids. The record is from RefSeq and is a predicted model, not a curated record. The transcript has 8 exons.